Messenger RNA from Nanorana parkeri, 469 nucleotides. Its product is annotated as DNA-binding protein inhibitor ID-3-A-like. Gene Ontology annotation, molecular function: transcription regulator activity; protein dimerization activity. Gene Ontology annotation, biological process: circadian regulation of gene expression; negative regulation of transcription by RNA polymerase II; cell differentiation. Gene Ontology annotation, cellular component: cytoplasm; nucleus. The record is from RefSeq and is a predicted model, not a curated record. Lineage: Eukaryota; Metazoa; Chordata; Amphibia; Anura; Dicroglossidae. The coding region runs from base 73 to 429 and encodes 118 amino acids. The transcript is spliced from 3 exons.
CUACAGUCCUCCUAGUUACGGAGCAGCUCAUCGUCCACAGGGAAUUUCAACAAGGUCUACAGCAGGAGAAAGAUGAAGGCCAUCAGCCCAGUGAGAGCCAUGCCCAGCUGCUACCAGGCUGUGUGCUGCCUGUCUGAACAGAGCCUGAGCAUUGCCAGAAGUAGUAGCCACAAGGGAGGUGUGGAAGAACCCAUGGGUCUCCUUUAUGAUAUGAAUGACUGCUACUCCAAGCUGAAGGAGCUGGUGCCUGGCAUCCCUCAAGGGAGCAAACUAAGCCAAGUGGAGAUCCUCCAACAUGUCAUCGACUACAUCUUCGACCUGCAGAUCGUACUGGGUGAAGAGCAACAACACGGCGGCAGCAUCCUCUCACUACAGAAUUCAAAUUUCUCUGAAAUGUCAAGGACAGAGGAUUCCAGUGUUUUCCAUUGACCUACCUGCUUGUCAUGGUGUGGGAAACUCUUGAAAAAAA